AUGUCUGAACAAGACAAUCAUCAAAGUAAAUAUCGCGAAUUAAGAAGCAUCUGUAAGUAUUACAUCGAUUCAUAUAAUGCAUUGUAUCGGUUAAAAACUCAAAAAGAAGAAGAUUUAAACUCGAUUUAUGAAAUGAUCAAAACAAAUUUGAUUGAUUCAAAGAUUGUUCCUGCACAAAAUAUUAUAAGAGAUAUCUUCAAUUGUAUUUUGUAUAAUAACCGCUAUACGAAAUCAUAUUUAGCACUUGCCAAACGAAUUUUUGAUGAAUAUAAAGUAAAAGAGGUCGAUGCAAGUUAUUAUGUUUCUAGAUGCGUAUUUUAUAAAGAAUAUGGAAUUAAAUUAAGGAGAUACGAUUUUUAUCAUGAGAGCUAUUUAAAAAAUCUAGAUAUUCUUUCAGAAAAUACGAUAUACAGAGCAAUUAUGAAUGAUGACCUAGAACAAUUCAUCUUAUUCACCGAAAGAGAAACAUUUGAUAAAGAUGAAAAACUUAUCAGCGAUUUAUAUCCAUGUCAUACCAGCUUAGGAUAUUCAUUACUUGAAUUAUGUUGUUACUAUGGAUCGGUUGAUUGUUUCAAGUUAUUAAGAUCGAAAUUUAACUCAGAAAUAACUCGAACAUGUCUUGAAUGUUCAUUUUUAAGUGGAAAUCCAGAUAUCAUGAGUGAAUGUAUGAAAUAUCAAAAACCAAAUGAAAAAUGCAUGGAAUAUGCAAAUAUUUCUCACAACAUUGAUUUUGUUACAUUCUUGAUGAACGAAUACAACAUACAAAUCAGUUUAUAUUAUUGCCUAGAGUGUAAUGAUAUUGAUUCAUUUUUAGUUUAUUUCGAUCAAACCAAUGAUAUUGGUCAAUGUUUUCUUUAUUCAAUAAAGUUUGGUAUUCCAUCCAUAUGCGAAUAUUUCCUUUCACAUGGAGCAAAUAUCAAUGCAAAAAAUCAAUUUGAGGAUACUGUUUUACAAAUUGCUGUAAACAAUAAUAAUAAAGAGAUAGUUGAACUUUUUAUUAAAUAUGGUGCAGAUGUCAAUGAAAAAAAUAAUGAUGGAGAAACUGCUUUGCAUAUUGCAGUAGCCAAUAAUUAUAAAGAAAUAGCUGAACUUCUUAUUAUAAAUGGAGCUGAUAUCAAUGAAAAAGAUAAUGAUGGGAAAACAGCUCUUCAUAAAGCCGCAAUUAAUAAUAGCAAAGAUGUAAUUGAACUUCUUCUUUCACAUGGUUUAAAUAUCAAUGAAAAAGAUAAUGAUGGAGAAACUGCUUUGCAUAUUGCAGUAGCCAAUAAUUAUAAAGAAAUAGCUGAACUUCUUAUUACGCAUGGUGCAGAUGUCAAUGAAAAAAAUAAUGAUGGGAAAACAGCUCUUCAUAAAGCCGCAAUUAAUAAUAGCAAAGAUGUAAUUGAACUUCUUCUUUCACAUGGUUUAAAUAUCAAUGAAAAAGAUAAUGAUGGAGAAACCGCAUUCCAUGAAGCUGUAAAAUAUAAUUGUAAAGAUGCAGCCGAAAUCCUUGUUUCGCAUGGUUCAAAUAUCAAUGAAAAAUAUAAAUCCGGAGAAAAACCUUUGCAUAUUGCAAUAGCUCUAAAUUAUCAAGAAAUUUUUGAACUUCUUCUUUCACAUGGUGCAGAUAUCAAUGAAAAAGAUAAAUCCGGAGAAACUCCUUUGCAUAUUGCAGUAUUGAAGAAAAGCAAAGAAAUACUUGAGUUUGUUCUUUCAUGUGGCGCAAAUCUCAAUGAAAAAAAUAAAUAUGGAAAAACGGCUCUUCAUUAUGCAACACGUUUAAACAGAAAAGAACUGGUUGACGUUCUAGUUUCACAUGGUCCGGAUAUUAAUGAAAAAAAUAAUGAUGGAGAAACUGCUUUGCAUAUUGCAGUAGCCAAUAAUUAUAAAGAAAUAGCUGAAAUUCUUAUUAUAAAUGGAGCUGAUAUCAAUGAAAAAGAUAAUGAUGGGAAAACAGCUCUUCAUAAAGCCGCAAUUAAUAAUAGCAAAGAUGUAAUUGAACUUCUUCUUUCACAUGGUUUAAAUAUCAAUGAAAAAGAUAAUGAUGGAGAAACCGCACUCCAAAAAGCUGUAAAAUUUAAUAGUAAAGAAGCCGCAGAAAUUCUUCGUCCACAUGGUGCAAAUAUCGAAAAAUGCGUCAUAUUAUAG
Molecule: messenger RNA, 2127 nt
Organism: Trichomonas vaginalis G3
Lineage: Eukaryota; Parabasalia; Trichomonadida; Trichomonadidae
Product: Ankyrin repeat family
Exons: 1
Coding region: 1-2127 (708 amino acids)
Molecular function (GO): protein binding
Source: RefSeq, a predicted model, not a curated record